Molecule: messenger RNA, 1007 nt
Organism: Batrachochytrium dendrobatidis JAM81
Lineage: Eukaryota; Fungi; Chytridiomycota; Chytridiomycetes; Rhizophydiales
Exons: 1
Coding region: 1-828 (275 amino acids)
Source: RefSeq, a predicted model, not a curated record
AUGGCAUUCAUUGCAAGUUUUGCAGCCGUAUCUGCCAUAUUUUCGUCAAUAGUUAUCUACGGCGCUGGUGUGGGGCUCUCCAACGCAAAAACUCUAACUCAAGGACUAAUUAUUGUUAUUGCUACUGGUGCAUUUCUAACUCAACGAGCUCUCAUCGUCAUGCGUGUAGAAGGUGUUCCCACCAUCAACUGUUUUUCCGCACAUGAUGGCUCAUUUGCUUGCCUGUCUAUCUUGCGUCUGACAGUACUGUUUGCCCUUUACAUUCGAGUCAAAGGGGUCAUUAAAGACAGAAUAUACUUUCACAUUGCCACGUAUCUAUCUGUGAUGUCUGGAGUAGCUUCCGUGGUGUUACUGAAUUACCAAGGGUUAGCAACCCCCUAUCUCCCAGGCAAAUGCGUCCAAAACUUCAGCUCUGUAUUCACGGCCAUUAUUAAUGCUCUUCUUGUAGGCCCUUAUUGUAUUCUUAACCUCAUCAUGGCCCUUCCUAUCAUCUAUACCUUGAACCAUGCACCGAGAGAUUCAGUCUCAACCUCGCGUAUCGUGAAUCAAACCAGACUAUUGGUAAAAUUUCUCCAGCUGAUUCCACUACUCCUCUGCAUGUCGCUGGUUUUGAUCAUAGUUGCGGCCCCACCGUCGUCCAACCUUUUUGGGUUCCUGGUAUCGUUACUAUUUACAGAAUUUUGCCAAAUUUGGCUGUUGCUAUUUCCGUUGGUAGUACUGGCUGCAGAUAAUCUGGCCACGACAAGUGAUGAACAUUUGCUUUUAGGUGAUCAUACGCCUCAAAGGCAUAGUGUUGCUGAGCAACCUGGCCGAAGAACGUCGCUCUAACAAGUACCUUGAAUAUUUAUAGGCUAAAGACAAAGUCAUAUUUGUUGAACAUAGUAUACUGGAUUGAAUCAAACAGACAGACCUGUUCAAUUGAUAUUUUUAUGAAUUAAAAUAUGCAAUCUAUUCAUUUUGAAAGUUUACCCACCAAAACUAUCUUAUUAGCUCAUGAUAAUAAAGAU